Messenger RNA from Sceloporus undulatus (fence lizard), 1616 nucleotides. RefSeq lists its product as uncharacterized. Gene Ontology annotation, biological process: DNA integration; DNA recombination. The transcript has a single exon. The record is from RefSeq and is a predicted model, not a curated record. Lineage: Eukaryota; Metazoa; Chordata; Lepidosauria; Squamata; Phrynosomatidae. Gene Ontology annotation, molecular function: DNA binding. The annotation marks the transcript as partial.
GGCACAAGAUCACGGGCUCUCAUGACGGAAGCCCAAUCUCUGCUUUCGUGGGCAGAGGCCAACCUGUUGUCCCUAGAGGCCGAACACCUGCAGGGCCAGCUCAACACCACAGCAGAUUGGCUGAGCCGAACCGACAUAGACCAGGGAGAGUGGAGCCUUCACCCGGAGGUCUUCCAGUCCAUAAUAGAGACGAUGGGCCACCCGAUCCUGGACCUGUUCGCGUCCCCUGCCAACGCCAAGACUCCCAGGUUCUUCUCAAGGUUCAAGACCCAGGGGGCAGAAAACUUCGACGCCCUAAACUGCCGCUGGCCAGAGGGCCUCCUAUACGCCUUCCCUCCAGUUCCGCUACUGUCUCGCCUCCUGUCCAAGAUUCGAACGUCGGAAUCGGAGGUCAUCCUCAUAGCGCCAGCCUGGCCGAGGCGUCCCUGGUUCUCGGAGAUUCUCAGCCAGGCAAUACAGAGUCUUCUUCUCCCAGCCAGACCAGACCUACUGACCCAGGGUCAGGUACAUCACCCAGAUCCCACCUGGCUUCAGCUUCACGCGUGGAAAUUGAGAGGGACAUGCUAACCAGCUACGGCUACUCCUCUGAGGUGAUCGAGUCCAUCCUGGCAUCGAGGCGCCCAUCCACCAUGAAGAUCUAUGAGUACACCUUCAGGGCGUUUAGGAGAUGGUGUAAGAGGAAAAAGAAGGACUUCAUUCAAGUCUCUGUUGCUACGAUACUCCAAUUUCUUCAAGACGGCUUCGGUCAGGGCCUCCGACCUAACACAAUAAAGAGACAGGUGGCAGCAAUCACUUCGAUACUGCCCCACGAACAGGCCGCUACGAUAUCACACCAUCCUCACAUUAGGAGGUUACUCAAGGGAGUUUCCAACAGGGCGCCCCCGACAAGACACCGAUUCCCGUCUUGGGACCUACACAAGAUUCUCCUAGCCCUGACGGUACAGCCAUUCGAGCCGCUGAGGGAGGCGUCUCUCAAGUUCCUCACCCUAAAGACGCUCAUCCUCACAGCGCUCACAUCGGCCCGCAGAGUAUCAGAGAUCGGGGCGCUGUCGGUGAGAAAGGAGCUCUGCAUCAUUAGACCUGAUUCCGUUGUAUUGAGGCCUGACCCGACCUUCAUCCCCAAGGUUAAUUCGAUUUUCCACUCAUCCCAGGACAUCGUCUUGCCUACCUUCUGCCCUCGACCAACCGGUGAGUUAGACAGGGCCUGGCAUACCUUGGACGUGCGCAGAGCCAUAAAAAUAUACCUCAAGAGGACUGCGACCUUCAGGAAGUCGGAAUCACUUUUUGUCUCCUUCCAACCGCGAUCCAAGGGCAAAAAGGUAUCAUCGUCGACGCUAUCAAGAUGGAUCAAGCUUUGCAUCCUCGAAUGCUACAAGGUCAUGAACCUACCCCCGCCAGACGGCAUCUUGGCACAUUCCACCAGAAGUUCAUCCACCUCGGCUGCUUUCUCCACUAACGCGCCCCUGUCAGAGAUCUGUCGAGCUGCCACCUGGAAAACUCCCUCCACGUUUGCCAGACACUACAAGCUCGACAUAUUCCAGUCAGCCGAGGCGGCCUUUGGCCGCAGGGUCCUUCAACAGGUAGUGCCCGACUCCACCAAGGCAUCAGCAGGCCCC